Merops nubicus (carmine bee-eater) is the source of this 594-nucleotide messenger RNA. RefSeq names its product ephrin-B1-like. Gene Ontology annotation, molecular function: ephrin receptor binding. Gene Ontology annotation, cellular component: plasma membrane. The record is from RefSeq and is a predicted model, not a curated record. Lineage: Eukaryota; Metazoa; Chordata; Aves; Coraciiformes; Meropidae. Gene Ontology annotation, biological process: ephrin receptor signaling pathway; axon guidance.
GCAGCCACGUCCAACGGGACGCUGGAUGGGCUGGAGAACAGGGAAGGAGGGGUCUGCCAGACACGCUCCAUGAAGAUCAUCAUGAAAGUGGGGCAGGGUGAGUCCUCCUGCAGCCCCCGAGUUCCUGACCCCGCUGAGAGAAAAGUGGAAUCAGAUGAAGAAGGGAAGAGUUCCUCCUCAGGCCCCGUCAACCAGGACGGGCAGGAGACUCAAGGUCCCAGCGACGGUUUCCUGAGCUCCAAGGUCGCCGUCUUCGCGGCCAUCGGCGCCGGCUGCGUCAUCUUCAUCCUCAUCAUCAUCUUCCUCGUCGUCCUCCUCCUCAAGAUCCGCAAGAGGCACCGGAAGCACACGCAGCAGCGAGCCUCCGAAAGCACAGGAGCCACCCGCUCGGCUUUGUCCCGCAGCGCCUUGGCCAGCCCCAAAUGCAGCGGGAACGCCGGCACGGAGCCCAGCGACAUCAUCAUCCCCCUACGGACUACAGAGAACAACUACUGCCCGCACUACGAGAAGGUGAGCGGGGACUACGGGCACCCCGUCUACAUCGUCCAGGAGAUGCCCCCGCAGAGCCCGGCCAACAUUUACUACAAGGUGUGA